Molecule: messenger RNA, 1373 nt
Organism: Aspergillus sclerotioniger CBS 115572
Lineage: Eukaryota; Fungi; Ascomycota; Eurotiomycetes; Eurotiales; Aspergillaceae
Product: glycosyl hydrolase family 43 protein
Exons: 11
Coding region: 21-1373 (450 amino acids)
Biological process (GO): carbohydrate metabolic process
Molecular function (GO): hydrolase activity, hydrolyzing O-glycosyl compounds
Source: RefSeq, a predicted model, not a curated record
CUCGUCUUGACCGUAGCAAGAUGCUGACUGGUUUACUUUUCACCUCCCUGGCGUUGGCCAAUGCCGCGGCUGCAUCGCUGCAAAUUGUUCCGGGCGCAACAUGGACCGCAGAAGGGACCAACAAGCACAUCCAGGCCCACGGCGGCGGCAUCAUCGAAGUGGACUCGGUUUACUACUGGGCCGGGGAGAACCACACCGACGGCAGCGCAUUUCAGUCCAUCAACUGCUACUCCAGUACCAAUCUGGUCGAAUGGACCCUGGUGGGUGAGCUCCUCUCCCUGCAGAGUAGCGGAGAUCUGGGCCCCGACCGGGUCGUCGAACGGCCCAAGAUCAUUUACAACGACAACACCUCCCAAUAUGUCAUGUGGCUGCAUAUCGACGAUAGCUCGUACGCCGAAGCGAAAACCGGGGUGGCAACCUCGUCGAGUGUCUGCGGAACAUAUGACUAUCUGGGAUCGUUCCAGCCCUUAGGGCACCAGUCGCGUGACAUUGGGCUGUACAAGGACGACAAUGGCACCGCCUAUCUGCUGUCGGAGGAUCGCCCCAACGGCCUGAGAAUCGACCGGCUGACCGACGACUACCUCAACGUGUCCUACACCACCCAUCUCUUCCCCGAGCACUAUGAGGCCCCGGCCUUAUACAAACAGGACGGCGUGUACUUUAUGUUCGGGUCGCAACUGACCGGAUGGUCUGCCAACGAUAACAAGUAUACCACCUCCACGGACCUCAAUGGCACCUGGAGCGACUGGAGCGAUUUUGCGACCGCAGGAACCGACACCUAUGACUCCCAGACUACUUUUGUCAUGCAGGUCGGGGAUAGUGUGAUGUACAUGGGCGACCGCUGGAUCUCGACGAAUCUGAUGGCCUCGACGUACAUCUGGUUGCCAUUGACCUUGGACGGAACCAAUGCGACUUUGACGGACAGCUCCAACUGGAUCCCCUCCCUCGAUGGUACCUGGUCUUCCGGAGGCGAUGAAACUGAUCCCGAGGCCGAAUCCUCCAGCAACGUGCUCUCGAAUGGAGCGACCGUCAUUUCGUGCAGCGGUUGUUCGGGCAGCGAAUCCGUCGGAUGGAUUGGAGGCCCCGACAAUGGCACCCUCGAGUUCCGCGACGUGUCCAGCGACGCGUCGACCACGACCACCAUCCAGGUGCGUUUCGAAAACGGCGAUUCCUCUCAGCGGUUUGCGACCGUCACCGUCAACGGGAAGUCGCAGAUCCUGGCGUUCCUGCCGUCCGACAAUGGAAACACGCCAGCGACGUCGGUGCUGAAUGCCCAGCUGGAGAGCGGAGAGGACAAUGUCAUUACCUUUAGCGCAUAUGAAGAGGGAUACGCAGGACCUGAUAUCGACCGGUUGUUGGUGCCCGACGAGUAG